Molecule: messenger RNA, 1734 nt
Organism: Talaromyces amestolkiae
Lineage: Eukaryota; Fungi; Ascomycota; Eurotiomycetes; Eurotiales; Trichocomaceae
Exons: 8
Coding region: 1-1734 (577 amino acids)
Biological process (GO): tripeptide transport; allantoate transport; transmembrane transport
Cellular component (GO): plasma membrane
Molecular function (GO): allantoate transmembrane transporter activity; dipeptide transmembrane transporter activity
Source: RefSeq, a predicted model, not a curated record
AUGGAGAAGACACACGCCGAACAGUCUGCGACGAGGCAGAUAUCGGACCUCAAAGCCAUGGUUGUUGAUGACAUGGGGAAUACUGGCAGGGAUAUUGACCUAGGUCAGAUCCUGGAGGUCGAAACCUCGCCACAGUUGGAACGAAAAAUUCUGAUGAAGAUUGAUUUCAUUAUGAUCCCACUCAUGGGCUUCUGUUAUAUGCUACAAUAUAUGGACAAACUGGCUUUGAGUCAGGCUACUUUGUUUAAUAUUCGUGCCGACUUGCACCUCCAUGGAAUGCAAUAUUCGUGGGCAUCCGCUAUAUUUUAUUUUGGCUACCUGGUCUGGAGUUGGCCGACAUCGUACCUGAUUGUCCGGUUGCCGUUGGGAAAAUAUCUGGCUGUUUCGGUAUUCAUCUGGGGAGGUGUACUUAUGUGCCAUGCGGCAUGCAAGAACUUCAGUGGCUUGAUGGCUGCGAGAUUCUUCCUUGGCGUUGGUGAAGCUGCCAUUGCCCCAGGGUUUGCCUUGCUCACUGGUAUGUUUUAUAAGAGAGAAGAGCAGCCACUCAGACAAGCAGCCUGGUGGAUCGGAAACUGUAUCGCAAACUCGAUCGGUGGUGUCGUUGGCUUCGGAAUUGGUCACAUCCACUCGUCGAAUCUUAUGUCCUGGCAAUUGAUCUUUUUGAUUCUCGGGGCGGUGACUUCGGCCUACGCCAUCGUUCUUUAUAUGUUCCUUCCUGACUCCCCGGCCAAUGCCUUGUUUUUGAAGAAGCACGAACGAGCAAUCGCUAUUCAACGGACGUUGGAAAACAAGACUGGUUUCUUGGAUGAAGGAAAGUUUCAUACAAAGCAAGUCUUGCUUGCGUUGAAAGAUCCCCAAGCAUGGUUCCUGGUCGCUUAUACUUUCUGUGUGAAUUUGUGUAAUGGCGGAAUCACCACCUUCUCCGCCAUCAUCGCCCAAGGCUUCGGCUACUCCACCUUCAAGACCCUCCUCAUCUCUAUGCCCUCCGGUGCCGCCCAACUCAUCUUCCUCCUCAUAACCUCCGGCAUCGCGACCUACGUGAAAUCAACACGUAUCAUCAUGAUGAUCAUCAACUGCCUCAUCGCCAUGGUCGGAUACCUACUUGUCUAUAAACUGAGUGAAGACGCCCGAGUCGCUAAAAUGACCGGUCUCUGUCUCGGAGCAGUCUUUGCAGCUAAUAUCCCUCUGUCGCUCAGUUUGAUUACUUCGAAUGUGGGCGGUAUGACGAAGAAGAGUACCGUUAGCGCGAUGUUGUUUAUUGCAUAUUGUAUUGGCAAUAUAGUUGGACCACAGUUUUAUUUGGCUUCUGAGGAGCCUACUUAUGAGACCGGUAUGCGAUCCGCUAUUGCUGGUCAGUGUCUAGCCCAACACCCCAGUAGCAGUAUCGCGGCCUCCGUCAAGUCUUCCGGGUCUCCUGCAGUUGGAUAUUAUGAUCCUAAAACUGCGCACAGGAUGCUACUGAACCAGACCAUUGAGGAUAUCACACUAGCCGACUUUCGACAUCUCAUUGAUCUCGUACUAGUCUACGGCACGGUGACUACUCACCGGCCUGGAUUAGAUCCUUCGUCGCUACCUUCUCCUGUUGCACUCGCUCCACUGCCUGCUUCAGCAACCGCUGCAGCACCUACUAAUACAACCAACGAAACGCGAUUUUCCCCUUCCUCGAAGAACGAAGCCAUACGCGGUAGAAAGAUCUUCUGCAACGGCGAGCGCAAGCUCCAUGGACAAAAUUAG